This is a messenger RNA of Cuscuta europaea, 1695 nucleotides long. Lineage: Eukaryota; Viridiplantae; Streptophyta; Magnoliopsida; Solanales; Convolvulaceae. The record is from the annotation of a GenBank genome assembly.
AAUUUUUUAAGCCUUUGUAGGCCCCGCCUUUUUUGCUGCCCUUUAGGUGUUUGAACCGAACACAGUAACACACCCUAGGUCCCUAACCACAUCAUCUUCUUCUUCUUGUUCAAGUGUUCAUCACGACUGACGAGGCGACAACUACUCUUCAUCAGCAGAGUCGGCACCAACCAGCACCGUCCGCCGCACCCCCGCGAACACGCAAGCCGCCACUGGCUACCGCGCAGCCCUGCCUCCCGCCGCACCUGCAAGCCGGAAAAAAUUCCGCUACUUACUACUUAGCUAGGAGAUCACCCUGAAAAUCACAGGAACUUCUAUCUUAGCCGAUCACAAAACUGAACUACAAAAGUUCUUCUAACGAGUGUAUUGGUAAACUUAACAGCAUAAAUGCUUGAGACUACAACAUUGGACAUGGAAGGAAGAGUUGGCAGUCAAGCUCCUCAGCUGUUUGGGGUGCUGAAGGAUAUGAAAGCAGGCUUGGAUACUGUGAGGUCCAAGGUGCAGGCUUUGACUUCAAAGGUGAAAGCAAAUCAGUUUCCAACAUCAGACGGUAUCAGCUAUCUUGAAGUGAAACAUCUGUUACUUCUGAACUAUUGUCAGUCACUGGUCUAUUAUGUGCUUCGUAAGGCCAAGGGGAUGUCAAUUGACGGACACCCUGUUGUUCGUAGUCUUGUAGAAAUAAGACUCUUUCUGGAAAAGAUUCGUCCUAUUGAUAAGAAGAUGCAAUAUCAAAUUCAGAAGCUGACAAGAGUAUCUGAAACUGCAGCUGAAAAAUCAGUUUCGACUGACAAAGGAUCAAAUACAACUCAAGAGGACUUGUUGAAAUAUCGUCCCAAUCCUGAGUUGAUGACUAGCAAAAUAAAUGCAGAAGACUCGAAUGGUAUCUAUAAACCUCCAAAGCUUGCUCCAGCUAUAAUGGAUGAAGGUAAGACAUCAAGACAAGAGAGGAAUGCUCUGAGGAAGGAGAAAGAGAUGCUUCGACAGUCUAAACAAAACACAUAUGUGAAAGAGUUGAUUAAUGAUAUUGAGGGAAAACCUGAAGAGUGGAGGGAGUCUGGAGCUGAGAGUAGAGAACUUAGACAGUAUAUGGAUAAGAUGGAAAUGCGUGAUAGAAAAGAGGAGGAUCUUUUCAACCGUGCCCCUCUCACAAAAUUGGAGAAGAAGCAAAUGAAACGUCUAAAGAAGUCACAAAACGGGUUACUUGGGCUGACCGAGAGUUUUUUUGAUGAGGCGAUGGCUCUAAAUUUUGAAGAAGGUGUUUCUGAUCGAUCAAUUGACUUGGGGGGUAAAGAAAGAAAGCAGCCCAAGAAGCGUAAGAGAAGGAAUUGAUCAUCUGAAAAGAUCAUAUAUUGGGCUUGCGGACUUCACUUUUCCUUGAUCAACAGACGAUUAUUUCUCCCUUAGCAUGAGCAGAGGCUCGUUUUCGAAGUACUUUUUUUGCUGUGUCUGUAGAAUAGAAAUAGAAAGGCACUGUAAUUUUUUGUUCCGUGAGUAGUUUGACUUUUUUGCACAAUAAAUUUUCACCCCUUGAAUGUCAAGGUUUCAUCUACCCACCCAUCUAAUAUUGUACCUUUUCUGCCAAUCAUAAAUGUUGGGAUGAUGAAGUUAACUUAUGUGAGACGGUGCAGCUAAAAUGCACUCAGACCGUUGAAUUUUGCUUGUGAGAAGCGAUUUAUUUUCAGAUCAUAUAAUGCU